UUUCUUUUUUUUUUUUUUUUUUUUUUUUUUUCCUCCUCUUCUUAAACAAACCACAAACGGAUGUGAGGGAAGGAAGGUGUUUCUUUUACUCCUGAGCCUAGACGCCUCUCUCUGUUCCGUCUAAGCUUGUUUUCUGCUGAGCACUUUUUUUUUUUUUUUUCAAAAAGGAAAAGAAAAGGAGUUGCUUGAUGUGAGAGUGAAAUGGACGUAAGAUUUUAUCCACCUCCAGCCCAGCCCGCUGCUGCUCCCGCCGCUCCCUGUCUGGGACCUUCUCCCUGCCUGGACCCCUACUAUUGCAACAAGUUUGACGGUGAGAACAUGUAUAUGAGCAUGACAGAGCCGAGCCAGGACUAUGUGCCAGCCAGCCAGUCCUACCCUGGCCCAAGUCUGGAAAGUGAAGACUUUAACAUUCCACCCAUCACACCUCCUUCUCUCCCUGAACACUCUCUGGUGCACCUGAACGAGGUUGAAUCUGGGUACCACUCUCUGUGUCACCCUAUGAACCACAAUGGCUUGCUCCCGUUCCAUCCACAAAACAUGGACCUGCCAGAGAUCACCGUGUCCAACAUGCUGGGCCAGGAUGGCACACUGCUCUCCAAUCCCAUCUCUGUGAUGCAAGAUAUCGGGAAUGCCGAAGGAGCUCAGUAUGGCUCCCACCCUCAGAUGGCAGCCAUGAGGCCGAGAGGCCAGCCUCCAGACAUCAGACAGCAGGCAAGCAUGAUGCAGCAUGGCCAGCUGACCACCAUCAAUCAGUCCCAGUUGAGUGCACAAUUGGGUUUGAACAUGGGAGGAAGCAACGUUCCUCACAACUCCCCUUCUCCCCCGGGGAGCAAGUCUGCAACCCCUUCACCUUCCAGCUCGGUGCAUGAAGAUGAGGGCGAUGACACCUCCAAGAUCAAUGGUGGAGAGAAGCGGCCUGCCUCUGAUAUGGGGAAAAAACCAAAAACUCCCAAAAAGAAGAAGAAGAAGGACCCCAAUGAACCCCAGAAGCCUGUGUCGGCCUAUGCUCUGUUCUUUCGUGAUACUCAGGCUGCCAUCAAAGGCCAAAAUCCAAACGCUACCUUUGGUGAAGUCUCUAAGAUUGUGGCUUCCAUGUGGGAUGGCCUUGGAGAAGAGCAGAAACAGGUUUAUAAGAAGAAAACUGAGGCUGCAAAGAAGGAGUAUCUGAAGCAACUAGCAGCAUACAGAGCCAGCCUGGUAUCCAAGAGCUACAGUGAUCCUGUUGAUGUUAAGACAUCUCAGCCACCCCAACUGGUCAACUCAAAGCCGUCAGUGUUCCAUGGGCCCAGCCAGGCCCACUCAGCCCUGUACCUAAGUUCUCACUAUCACCAACAACCAGGGAUGAAUCCUCACCUCACCGCCAUGCACCCAAGCCUCCCCAGAAACAUAGCACCCAAGCCGAAUAACCAAAUGCCAGUGACUGUCUCCAUAGCCAACAUGGCUGUGUCCCCACCACCGCCCCUCCAGAUCAGCCCACCUCUCCACCAGCAUCUCAGCAUGCAGCAGCAUCAACCACUUGCCAUGCAGCAGCCCCUUGGGAGCCAGCUCCCCAUACAGGUCCAGCCUGCCUUACACUCGCCUACCAUGCAGCAAGGAUUUACUCUUCAACCCGACUAUCAGACGAUUAUCAACCCUACAUCUACAGCAGCACAAGUUGUCACCCAAGCGAUGGAGUACGUGCGUUCUGGGUGCAGAAAUCCUCCCCCUCAGCCGGUGGACUGGAAUGACUACUGCAGUAGUGGGUAA
Messenger RNA from Phodopus roborovskii (desert hamster), 1746 nucleotides. It is a transcript of the gene Tox, whose product is annotated as thymocyte selection associated high mobility group box. Gene Ontology annotation, molecular function: chromatin DNA binding. The record is from RefSeq and is a predicted model, not a curated record. The transcript has 8 exons. Gene Ontology annotation, biological process: regulation of transcription by RNA polymerase II; leukocyte differentiation. The coding region runs from base 202 to 1746 and encodes 514 amino acids. Lineage: Eukaryota; Metazoa; Chordata; Mammalia; Rodentia; Cricetidae. Gene Ontology annotation, cellular component: nucleus.